Molecule: messenger RNA, 3807 nt
Organism: Lycium barbarum (goji berry)
Lineage: Eukaryota; Viridiplantae; Streptophyta; Magnoliopsida; Solanales; Solanaceae
Product: brassinosteroid LRR receptor kinase BRL2
Exons: 1
Coding region: 2182-3444 (420 amino acids)
Molecular function (GO): protein binding
Source: RefSeq, a predicted model, not a curated record
UUCCAUCGUGACCAACCAAAUAUUCGUUAAACAUUUUCUAGUUGUAAGUAAUCCUUGAUAUACUCUAAAAAACAAAACAGAAAGUAUCCAAAGAGCAUUGAUGCUAAUUAUACGUUUUCUUUUUUUGUGAGUUGAACAACUUGAACUUAUAUAAUGUCUUAUAUUUGGAAGUAUUAGUGGUAUCAAAUGGAUAAGCUUGGUCAAAUUUGAACGAGUUAAAAUAGGUUAAGUCAAUACACAGGUCAUUCACAACAUGGCCGGGGGUUGGCUGCCCUUAAAACAUAGAACCCGGUUUUUUAUUUUUCCAAAUUUAAAAUUUAGCCUCGCAUUGCAUCCAAUUCAGGUUUGACCUGUUAAAAUAGAGUCAUACAUUAUUAGUCUGCGGGACAAGCUUUUAGGAGAUUAAAAUGCUUAUCUUUUAAUUUUCUUAAAAAAGUGCUUAUUUAAGGAAAAGAAGUACUUUGAAAUAGGUGAAGGUCUUUAUUUUAUUUUUUUGUUAUCAGGAAAGAAGAAGAAGAAAGUAAUUUUUCUUAGAGGCAAAAGCUGGAAUUGUUUUUAAUUUCUGUGGGAUAGAAGAGUUUCCUAUAAAAAAAAUUAUAUUUAUCAAACUAUUAGGGGACAAUAUAACCUCAUGCAUUAUCGACAAUACAUUUAUGAUCAAAAUCUCAUAAACAUUCUCUCUCCAUAUUUUGUGAUUUUAUUUUUUCAUUUUAAUUAAAUAAAAUUGAAAAACUUAAUUACAGUCUCUAAUAAUAAAUAUCUCAAAUCUUUUAUCUGUUUAAAUAAAACAACUGUGAUGUUUAUUUUUGUAUAUCUUUUUUAUGCUUUAAGGUACAUUUGGAAAGAUUAGCCAAAGCAAACAGCUUUAGUACCUACAAAAACAUUUAUCGAAUCAUUUUGUUCCUCAGUGCAGCAUGAUUAUUAUCCGUCUUAAGAAGUUUUGUCCAAAUCAAGUUGGCUGAAAAUAGGUUUAACAACGGGUAAUUAUUCCACCUUUCUAACUCAUGUUUGGACACAUUAGUCUUUAAGUCUUAACAUUUGUUGGUCGAAAUAGAAUUUUCCUGCAGAUUAAUUUCUAGUCGCAGUAGCUUAGGUUGCCUGCUUUACAAAUAAUUUUACUUUUUUAAAGACUCGGAUAACUUAAUCUGGACAAUAUCUCCAAGCAAAAUUGGUCCAACGAAUAGGAAAAUUCAAACUUUCUUCAGUAGAAUAACACUUUCCUAAUUUCGAAAAUACAGAAAGAAACAAUUAGCACUCAACCAAUUGAAAUGACACCUUUAGUGAAACGCAAAGACAAAUUAUUGGUACUAACGUUUUCGAGAGUAUCAGAAUAUGGCUAUCUCUAACCGGUCGAAGCAAAGUGGUUAAUACUCAAUUAAAAGUAGGUGCCUCUCAAUCAGUGCAAACGCAAUUUGCUGCUGUAAUAAGGUACUAGUAUUCAUCAUUUCCUCUACUUGCCCCCUUUGUUUAGUAACUUUGAUACUUAAUUUUGUUAGUUAUAAAGAUCAAUAUUGAAAGAACAGAGAAUCAAUUAGCUGGAGACAUUGGAAUUUAGUAAAAAUAUAUUGUGAAAGAAGAAAAUAGGAGCCAAAGAUGAAUGUUGUGGACUGAGCUAGUAACCAACCACAAAUUGGGACCCUUGUCCCUAGCCCUAUAAAACAUUUAAUGGGAGUGUCACACAGAGCUAUCAUUUUCCCUUUACUUCAAUCAGCAAAUACAUGCAAAUUUAGAUGAACAGUACACUCCACGGACAUUUUACCCGUGAGCCCACUCACCAAAAGAUAUACUUACUUUUUGUCUUGAAUUGUAUGUCUUGUUUCCUAUCUAUAUUGUUCCAAUUUAUAUCUACCUUCCAAAAUAAUUUCUCAAAAUACUUUCCAGUAUCUUAUAAUUGUAUUUUUUUGUACGACAUAUAUAUUAAUAUUUUAGCUUUAUUUUUUAUUUGCAUAUAAUAAUUUAGCAUAUUUUUCUUUAUAGUAGUGUUGAGAUAGUAUAAUGGAAAAAGAGAAGUACUCCUUUAAACUCCUCCUUGACAAGUGUUCCAUUCUGCCUUUCUCGCUUUUUUAUUACCCUUCUUUGUUUGCUCCCUUCAUUAGCCACAUCGAAUAUAUGCUCAUUUAAAAACCAAUCUUGAAGGUGCUGCUUCUUCAAUUCUCAUUACGAAAAAAAAUAACCAAAGAAAUGGGUCGUUUUUCAACUUCAACUAUCCUGUUCCUUACAGUUCUUCAUGUUCUAUUCUUAGAUGCACAUUCAACUACAUACUGGCAAGACAUUGAAGUCUUGAAACAGCUCAAAAAUAGCGUCUACCCAAACUCAAUGACACCUGGUUCAUGCCUCAUUUCUUGGGAUUUCUCUGUAGACCCUUGUGAUAAUCUCUCAGGUGAAAAGUUCACUUGUGGUCUUCGUUGUGACGUAGUUAUUUCCAAUGUUAGCCGAGUCACUGAACUCGCUCUUGACCAAGCAAAUUACUCUGGCACGCUCACUUCUGUUUCUUGGAAUUUACCUUAUCUCCAAAGCUUAGACUUAACAAAUAAUGUCUUCACUGGAUCAGUACCUGAGUCACUAUCAAAUCUAACCCGUGUACAAAGACUCGGGUUAUCAGGUAACUCUCUAUCCGGGUCAAUUCCUAGUUCACUUGGUUCACUUUCAAAUCUUGAAGAACUUUACCUUGACAACAAUUUCCUCGAGGGAGCAAUUCCGUUAAGUUUCAACGGUCUCAAGAGUUUAAAAAGACUCGAACUUCAAAACAACAAGCUUAAUGGUGAGUUUCCUGAGUUGGGUCAGCUAAAUAACUUGACUUUCAUUGAUGCUAGUGAUAAUUCCAUCUCCGGUCAACUUCCGGCGAGUUUUCCGGCAUCUCUUAUUGAGAUUGUUAUGAGAAAUAACAGUAUAGAAGGUAACAUUCCGGUGAGUUUAACGGGACUUGAUUACCUACAAGUUAUUGAUCUGAGUUAUAAUAAACUCAGUGGGUGGGUCCCAGCGAGUUUGUUCACUCACACUUCACUCGAACAGGUCACAUUAUCGGGUAACCAAUUCGGGUCGGUUCAAGAACCGGGUAGCUCAUUUCAGAACAGUCAGUUGAUUGCAUUAGACUUGAGUAAUAAUGAGAUCCAUGGAUUAUUACCCGGGUUUCUUGGUUUAAUGCCUAGAUUAUCAUCAUUAUCAUUAGAGAAUAACAAGUUAUCAGGUAUGAUACCAACCCAAUAUGCAUUGAAAAUGGUGUUUCCUGAUCAAGGGGUGUCACAAUUUGAGAGGUUAUUGUUAGGUGGAAAUUAUUUAUUCGGACCUAUACCGGGUCCAUUGUUGGAUCUGAAACCGGGUUCGGUAACAGUGAGAUUAGGAGAUAAUUGUUUGUAUCGGUGUCCGUUGAGAUUAUUUUUAUGUGAAGGUGGGGAGCAGAAAUCAUUAUCGGAGUGUCAGGCUUUUGGUCCCAUCAUUCCUUGAGUAGUGUGACAAUGUCUUAACUUCGAGGUCUUCAUAUUUUUUUUCUUUUGUAUUAAGUAUUUUUACUGUUUAUUGUAUAUUGUAUAAAUAUAUUUUUGUAUUUUUCUCUCUGGAUUUUUCUCCAACCUUACCCCUUCACAUGGGGUUUUAGAUAUGGUCUAUAGAUGGAUCUAUGGUAUUUCUCUAGGUUGUAGCUUAUGGAUGUUCUUAUUUUUGUGAAGAGUGACUGAGUGAGAAAGAAAUAAAGAUUUCGUGCAUGAGAAAUAUGUUCUGUAGUGACUCGUGAAGUAGUAAUAGUGGGACAAUUGAGGAAAUUCUAUUUGCCAAUAAAGGUAGAUUCUGAAUUUAAGUUAUGGUUGUUAA